Molecule: messenger RNA, 1668 nt
Organism: Orbicella faveolata
Lineage: Eukaryota; Metazoa; Cnidaria; Anthozoa; Scleractinia; Merulinidae
Source: RefSeq, a predicted model, not a curated record
GCCAUUAGCACUAAUGUCUAUGUUGUAGGUUGAAAUGAAAUUCAGGUUAAAAGGAUUUUAACCUAGUUUUAUUCUUAAUAAUUUAUUUCCUUUGUCUUCUAACCCCAAUUAUUCAAUGGUCCACGAGUAAUUAGGGUUAACAGACAAAGGAAUUAUUAUAAAUAUUUUCAUUUUCACCUGAAUUUACUUUUUGACCUACAAUAUCUACAUACAUGUACAUGUGUGAACCUAGUACACUGAUUGUUUUAAUUCGCUCCAAGGGAAUAACUUAUUUUAGAGUGACUUGGUUACCUAUUUUGUCUCUGUAUUCAAUGAGUUUUGUUUGUAUGUACUUUGUUUGUAGGGAAAUCUCUAAGUGCUCCUGUUUGUUACGAUGUCAGCACCUGAAAAUAACAGGGAUAGCAGUUCAAACCAGGAAUCCCAGUCCAAGACCCAAGAUACAGAUGCUUUUAAAAAAGGCAAACCCAGUUACCUUGAACUAGAUGAUUUGGCAGGACAGAUUGGUAAAGUGUGGAAGAGACUGGGAAUUCGCCUUGGCAUUCCUGAUGAUGUAUUGGACGAUAUAACUGCUAAUGCAGAAGAUAAACCACUUGAGAUGUUACUUUGCUGGACAAAUACAACAACUUCGGCUACACCUUAUCAUGACCUCUACAAUGCCUUGUGUCAUAGUAGAGUUGGGUUGAAUAACUUGGCCAAAGAAUUUUGUUACAUACCAGCUGGGAAGAGAGAGUUGCCACGUUCAAGUAACUAUCCAGAUGCUAAACAACCUAGGUUUGCAGGUACUGUUGUCAGCGAUAAUUGUAGUUGUAUGGCGUGCUGAAGCCCAUUGUCAUGCUGUGAUGCUGUUCUUUGUGAUGGAAUUUAACUUCAGCUUUGCGAUGAAAGUCAAUUGGAAUUCUCAGUCCUGACUGACACUUUCUCCAUGUACAUGUAAAUAUUGUUAUCGUUAACUCCAUUUCAAGAGAAUUUGUUUAAGAAGUCAGGCUUAAAUCUCAUCUCCUCUUCCCCCUAUCUAACCAGGCUGAAAUUCUCCAUGUUUUCACUCCUUAGUAUCAGCUAAAAACUUAUAUGCUCUUUAAACAUGAAACUGUCCCUUGCACCCUUGAAAGCAGGCUUUGAAAUAUUCAUUUUGGUACAUUUCGUAUCUCAAAAGUCAACAGAAAAAAAUUAACCAAUCAAACAGUUGGAUUAAAAGUUGCUGAGGCUCAUUAACCCAUUGACUCCUAACCAAUCAAACUAGCUUUGAGGGAGAAUGGAUUUUGUGUCACUUGAGACACCAUCAGCUUUGGCAUGAUGAUUGUAUUCUGGGUAAUUUCUUAAUUAUCUGUUGUUGUUUUUCAGUUGUUUAUUCGUCUUUAAUGUCAAAAGAAUUAUAUUAUAUUACAUUUUUAUAUAUUUUUUUCAGUUUAGCCUAAAACAAAGCACAGGGUUUUCUUUUUUUACCGCCGGUAUAGUAAAAACAAAGCUUGUGGCUUAGGAGUGUCAUGGCCCUUGUGUACAAAAUGGCAUGCUUAAUUGCUGGUGUGCUCGUGAAAUGCAUUGUGGGCUAUGGCACUCCAAGGCCAAAUGGUAUAUUCUUGUUUGUUUGUCUGUUUGUCUGCUUUUUGUUUGUUUUUGUUAUACCAUAUACUUUUAUUUUAGGUUAAAUUGAAAUACCGUAAAUCCUCG